AACGUGCAGCUCGGCAGCUCGCAAGUUGUGCUUUGAGUUUGUUCUUUUGAGUUUUGGUUUUAUUUUUUAUUGUUAGGAUUUUUGAGUUCAUCGAAGAAUGCAUACAUCUUUAUACCUUUUUAUUCUGGAUGUAUCUUGACACUGAGACUUGCAACUGUUAUAUUUGAAUUUUCAAUCAAUUUGCCCCACUCAUCUGGUCUGGAUCGUUGUUAUCCAUGAUGGCCGGGUGGAAUCGACCAACUAGGCGGCGGUCAGGAGAUGGAGGUCGGAUGUCCAACGCUAGCAGCAGCAGCAACUUGGCUGUUACUCCUGAAGUGCCGCGAAAGCCUCAUCCGCCAAAUAAAAAGCAACAUGAAGCGGACUUACAAGACAUCCAGGAUAAAAUUACUGCUAAAGAGCAGGAAAUGGUGGCCAUUAAUCGUCAGUUUGAGACUGACGUAGCCGCUACUGCCGAUCGCCGGGCUGAGAUUUCCGCGAAAAUACAGGCGGCUCAUGACCGUCUCCGUAUUGCCUCCGACAAUCUUCGUCUGCGCCAAGAUGAACUUGCGAAGAAGGAUAUGGAGAUUAAUACCGCACGAGCAAAGCUGACUUACCGUAACGAAGCGGUGAUUGACAGCACCAUCAACAGACUGGAGCAUGAGCGCAGCACAAAACAUUUCAGCUUGCCGGAAGAACAAAAGAUCAUCAACGAAAUCAACAGGUUAAGACGUUCCAAAAACGAGCUCAGAAAAUUCAACGCUUUACGUAAUGAGAAGGAAAUUAUGGAAAACUCAUUAUCCGGACUACGGAAAACUCGAGCGGAUGCGCUCCAGGAGAAGCACAAUGUGCAAGCGGAAGAUCGCAUGUACCGUGAACGAGAGGAGAAACACCAAAUGCAUUUGAACGAGUUGUUUGGUGGGAUGCGGUCUCUGAAUAAGCAGCGCUCACGGUUAGUGAAGGAACACAAUCAGCGCACUGUUGAAUGGGAGGAGCAUUUAACUGCCACCCGGCGCCAGAAACAACAACAUUUCGAGCUGCAGUUACGAAGCCGUCCAGCUGAUCUGCCGUACGAUAGCACCCCCAGGGAUCCUUUGGCUGGUCUAAAACAGAUCGUGAACAAUCUGUUAGCCUACAUACAUACCCUGGCCAAGCAGGAUGAUGCAAAUGGCCCGGCCACCACCACACAGUCACUGGAUAAUCCACCCACUCAGGAUGCACUGGCUGUGCCGGUGAACCGUCCUUCUACGCCGCCUCCAGCCUCAUCGUCGUCGCUGUUCGAAGAGACACCAGGAUAUUUCUUGCCGAAGAAGUAUUCUGACUCAAUGGUGACGCAGAAGAUUGUCGGUCGCGGGAAGAAGGAGAAAAAGAAGCAUAAACCGAUUACUCAUAAUGCGACGGUUGUGGCUCAGUUUAUGAAGUUGGACAUUUCACUGCCGGCUACUUUUGCCGAUCUUCCCGAUACUUUAGAGAAGCUAAAGGCUAAGAAAUUGUUGCUGGAUCAGCAGGCUCAAGUCGGCUCAGAUUCGGCUACUCCAAAAGCAUCUCCAUCAGAAGAAUUCGCUUCACCUAUGCCGGCCAUGGGUACGGAAGAUGAAAUGUCGCCAGCUGAAGAGGCUCGGAUAUUACCUCGGAUGGACCGUCUUCCAUCCAUCACAUUAUCAGGCGAUGGUAACGAAUCAGUGGUGUUGCUGGAUAAUUUUGCUGCAUUGAAAUUAGCGGCAAACCACGAUGAUCCCAUUACUUUGAGCCAUUUAGAGGAAGUUAAUGCUGGAGGUAGUGGGGAUCCCAAUCAAGACAUGCUGCGCUCGGAUGAUACAGCUUCAACUGCAGCAUCCACCAUAUCAAUGGCCGAACCAAUGGAUCAUGUUACCGAUUCCGAGUCGAUCUUGGAUGACGGAGAACAGCGUUCUGAUUCGGGUAUUGGUCGCUACGCCGGUCUGAAUCCGUUCGAUCACCACAGGGGUAGCGACACACCCGACGGAAGUACACUUCGCAGCUAUAUUCGAUCGGAGUCAAUUUCCGAAGAAGAGCCGUCUGAGGAGACGGCUGAGAACAGCGGCGAGGAGACCCAUGAUAAUCCAUCAGUGCUUUCCAACAGUUCAUGUGAUAAGAAAAUUGAGAGUCCGCCCAUCUCACCGGAUACGAUGCGAUUAAAUGUUAACAACAACGGGAAUGGAAGAGUGCCUGCGAUGCUUGUUGGCGGAGGGGAUUGUGAGCGCCCCAAAGAGAGCGCCAUUGAUACGCAGGGAGUGUACCCGGAGACGCCACCCAUCGACGACCUGUUGUCCAAACGUCCCAUCUUCCCGAGUCGAAGCAUUGCGGAAUGAUAUUUGAUGAUGGUGGUAUUUUUGAAGAUUGGCUUUUUAUAUCUCCCGCAUUCGUGACGUUUCCCCAAGGAUUUCCAUUCUGACCAUUUCAUUUCAGCUUUUGUUCGAUGCCGCUUUACUGAAUGAAGGUCCGUUUGGGACCGGUUGUCCAUUUUUUGGGAUUGUAAUUUGGUGGUUGGGCGAAUAUUACAGUAAAUUAAUUAUAUUGUUCAGAUGUUAAGGUCAGAUGACCGUUACGUUGUGGUCAGAUGUUUUUGUUAACUACGAUAAAGUUCCCUUUCACAGAAUGCCUUAUUUAGAUGUUGACCUGGUAAUUGUAACAUCGGCUUGAGUACAACUUUGUACUUGGUUUUAUUUAUUACGUUUGGAUUUUAUAUGUGCGAAUGACCGUGUAUUUGCAACAAAAUUUGCGAUGACGAA
Paramacrobiotus metropolitanus is the source of this 2726-nucleotide messenger RNA. RefSeq lists its product as uncharacterized. Gene Ontology annotation, molecular function: mRNA binding. Lineage: Eukaryota; Metazoa; Tardigrada; Eutardigrada; Parachela; Macrobiotidae. Gene Ontology annotation, cellular component: nuclear outer membrane-endoplasmic reticulum membrane network; endoplasmic reticulum; ribonucleoprotein complex. The record is from RefSeq and is a predicted model, not a curated record. Bases 216 to 2306 code for a protein of 696 amino acids. The transcript is spliced from 11 exons. Gene Ontology annotation, biological process: intracellular mRNA localization.